UGUUGGCUAAAUUUUAGUCAUGGGUGUCUUUAACUUCCCUUCUUCUGCAUACCCUGUUAUUACUAUAACUUGUAAAUUUCAUCAAGCUUAAGGAAAACAGUGUGGAAUUAUGUUGGCAGGAAUUUGGAAACUUUAUUGCCACAAGUUUCUGCUUUGUAGGAUGGAGUUGUACCUCUAGUUAGCCAGAUCACUGAGAGUAUGUAUAUAUUUUUAACAUGGAAUCAUGUUAAGUGUGCUAAGACUGCUGGACUUGGGUCCAACUAAGGUUGAUUUAGCAUGUGUAUGACUCAGGAAUAUUAUAAACUUUGAUUUUAUGGUUUUCUGUCCUCACAUUAUAUCUCCAUCUGCUUUAGUGACCCUGUAACACAACAGAUUCCUAUUUCAUUUGAAAAAUUUCUUAACAAUGAAAAAGAAUUACUUCUGAACUUUGAAGGCCAUUCUGGUUUAGUACUGUGAUGGCUUCCCUGGGACCUUUAAAGGUUUUUUCCCCAUCAACUGCAUAAUCUGCUUGAGAUCCAACUCAUUUCUUCCACAAAGGCAGGAUCUUUUAUCUCUUCGCUGGGAAGCUCUUCUUCCCAGCUGAACUUCAUAUUAAUCAAACUUGGUGUACUCUGCUUGGCACAAUGUUCAGUAAUCCCGGCAGCAAUUCACAGUGUUGCAGCCGUGCAGUGUAUCUGCACAGGGCAGAACACUGUCAUCUCAUCGUUAUUAGGGUGACAUUUCCCUUUUGGAAAAGUAUGUUCAUCACAUCAUCCUAAUAGCAGUGUAUCUUGUGGCUCAGCAAAUUCGGCUGUGGCAAAGAAGCCACAAAGAGUAAUUGGGAAGUCUUCAAGUUAAAAGUCCUGACACCACAGACAUAGUUCACUUGCUACAUAUUCUAAACAGGAAUAUUUGUGUUCCUCUGGAGAGGGUGUUCGAGUUCCAGGUCCCUGUUAGAUGGUGUCCAUGUUUCUAUGAAGUUGUAUACAAGUUUGCUGGUGAAAUUAGUGUAAAAGACCCUGAUAUGAUUUUUUUCUUUUCUAAGCACAAAGAGUUUCAGUUUGGUUUAGGUAAUCUGGUACUUUAUUCUAGUGAAGAAUAGUGUUUUCUUUUGAUAACAGUUUGUUCUGUCUCAGUAUAGCUUCAUACAAUUAAUUUAUGUUUGCUCCAUGGAUUCAUCAGUGCUGCAUCUAACAUUAGGGAUGUUGGAGCUUAGCUGCCUCCACAGGAAACUGUUUGCCUGAAGCCUUUGUAAAGAAAUGGGAAGAACUGCUUUGACAGGGUUUGAAGUUCUUAGUUUUGGAGAGCAAAUCCUGGGGAAGAAGAAUGAGACGUGGCCUCCGCCAGGUGAGCUGCCAGAAUUCAGGAAGGAACACUGGUCCAUUGUCUGGAGCAUGCUGGGCUGGUUGGAUACUGAUUUGUGCUGGUCUUGGAGAAGGGAGAAAUGGGCUGAGUGUCAUCCACGUUCAGGAAAGGGGGAGUGCUGACUCGGUAUGGGGCAUUUCAUGGCUGCCUGCUGGAGAAGCAGCAGCUUGUGUUCCUUCUUUCCCCUCCAACUCUGUGCCGCCAUCUGCCGUUGCCACUACGGUUUAUUGUGAUGGUGGGCAGGAAAGGGAAGAGGAAAGAAAUGAUACUGAGCAAGUAUGUCUGGCCUGGGGAGAAGAGGUAUGUAUUUUACCCUGAGAGGUGUUGGGGAGUGCAGGGAAAAAGCUUGAGAAUGGUACUGAACUAAAAUAUGUAGCAAAAGGGAAGAUCCUUUCCAUUUGAUCAGAGUAUCACCUUUUUUUUUUUUUUUUUUUUUUUUUUUUCCAGACUGGCAGAACCCCCAAAUUUUGCUGUUUUGUGCUGUUAGACCUGAAAUAUUUAUCAGCACUGAAUCCAUGCCUGGCUUUUUGUGCUAAAGCUAAGCUGCUAGGUUCCUAUAGUUCUCUUAUUCUUCCCCAGACAGUAAGACUAGUUUGAUUAAAAAAAAAAAAAAAAUUAUUCUAUCUUUAAAUUUGUUCUGGCUUAGCCCUCUUCUGAACACCUCCAAGUAUUAUCAUAAAAGCAUGUUUUAGCAACCAGAGCAAGUAGGGUAAAUCCAAUACUUUGGGUGUGUUUUACGUGGGACUUUUUUGCGUUCAACUAACACUGGGCGUUUUUAUUUUUCUUUUUCUUGAAGCCCCAUUCCACUUCUGGAGAAGAUAGCUUUUAUUUUAUUGUUCAUGUAGGAUGUGUAGAGAAUUUAAGAAAUGCACUUGGGAUUAUGGAGAGUUGAAUAAUACCUUCAGAAACUCCCAGAAUGGAUUUCCUGCUUUUAAAAUUCUGCUGUUUAGGUACUGUGUUAAAUAUGUAACACUUAGGCGAUUUCUCUCCUCCACUUUUAAGAACAGAUAUGCAGGUUAGUGGACAAACAUUUGGAAUUCACUGCAACUCUUUUCAAGAUGGUUCUUCUUUGCAAGACAUGAUGUCUGCUUUGAAAUUUCAGUGGUGUCUUUCUUAUUAAAGGAGAAUUCCUAGUAAGAGAUUCUAUUCUGUCUGCAAUAGUAAAACUUCUUAUUAGACACAGAGAAUCAGAUCUCCCUGUAUAGUCUGUUUAGGAUCAUUUAUGGUAAAGCACUGGCUUCUUUGGAAUAAAUAACAGUCUUUGCACAUGCAUUGGUGAAAACAAAUAAGGUAAGAAAACUCUUAUAAAUACUUCUCUAUAUACUGUAAGAUGAUAGAUGUAUACACAUAUAGGGGAUACAUGGUUUUGCAGGAUUAGAGCCUAAAAAAGAAAACAAGUUUUAUUGAAAACCUGAAAAUGAAGGGAAAAGUUUAUUCUAGCAAAAUAAAAUUCCAUUAUUCAGCGCAAACUUUUUUUUUUUUUUUUUUUUUUUUUGCAGAGGCAGCGGGAUUGUGACUUGCACUUACACAGUCAGCAACUGGAAAAAUGCCAGGUUCUAAAAGUAGCUUGGUGUCUUCAUAUAAGGAUGUUAAAAAUGAUACGUCAGACUUGAAUGAAGUUAAAAUUUUGGAUGAAAAAGGAUCUGUUGCAAAAAGAACAGUGACUCUGAUUGAGAAGGAUGGCUAUCCCGACUCCGUAUACAUGAAUGCAGCUAAGAUUUUUCAAGGCAUUCAUACUGAAAAGAGUAAGGAUAGAAUGCUGGUGCAGUACGGCAAUAACUCAGAAUCUCCCGUGCUGGCUUUUAAAGAUGAGCAUUCCAGGCGUGUAUCUUAUGAACUGGCUUUCAGUGCUCUAAAAUAUCAAGAUCUUCUUGAAGAAAUAUUGUUAGAUAGUGGUGUUUACCCAUGCCAGUCAAUACCAGAUGAGUUAACCAGCUUGCUUGUUGUGAUGCUUUAUGACCUACAAGACCGAAAGUUUGAAGCACGAAAGAUUUUUGACCAAGAGGAACCUGUAGAAGAAGUUCGGGAAAUAGGGCAUUAUUUAUACAGUUGUAAGACCAAAUUGGCAGCUGCACUGGCACGAUGUCGCAUUAAAUACGAUGCUCUUUCAAUUGAACACUUUGUACCAGAAACCAUAUGGAAGCAGGAACAAAGGGUUUCUGCUUUACCUUUCUGUGUUUGGAUAAACACAUUUAAAAUCAGCCUUGAAGAUGUUAUCAGCAAUUUGGAGAUGAAGGGACUCAAAAAGGUUGAAUCUGUGUCAGACUUUAACCAUUAUACAUAUGCCAUGGACCAACAUUGCCAUGAUGUAUUGGUUUUUCCUUCCUCUCUUAAAGAAGAAUUGCUUAAUUUAGAUCUUUUUGCAGAUUGCAAACUCCUACUGCAGGAUAAGUCUCGCAGCCUUGCUGUACACUCUGCACAGGCACUGUUGAAUCCAGGUGAUGACAUUAUAGUGGCUCACACAGGUUCCCAUCUGACCAUUGCCCAUAUGUCAGUGCUGACAAAUCAUGGCAUGUCCACAAUUUUUGUUUGUGGUGUGAAAUCUUCAGCAAAAGAAGAAGAACUGAGGAAUAUUUUCAGUCACAUGGGAUGUGAAAAUAUUCAGUUGUUACAUGAAGACUUUACUGAGCUUGAACCAACAGACCGAAGACUUCAAAAGGCGACAGUUAUUUUGCUGAUACCACAAUGCUCUGGACUGGGUGUUGGCAAUCCAAUGGAGUUUAUUUUAAGUGAACACAGAGAUGCAGGAUUGCUACAAGACCUUUUCCAGGGAUUUGUGUCUGAGGAUAAACUCAGUAUUCUUGCUGAAAGGCAGCUUAACGAGUUGAUUCAUGCUCUGAAAUUUAACAAAGUACAAGCUAUUGUUUACUGCACUUGUUCAGUUUACCCUCAAGAAAAUGAACUAGUAGUGAAAAAAGCACUGGAAUCUGGAGUGGAAGGAGAUAAAGUACAACCAUAUAGGCUUAUUCCUCCUGUUUUUUCUACUUGCUCCGAUUCAGAGACUUCCACUGAAAUUUUCUUCAAAAUGGAGCCAUCAGAAAUUUCCAGUGGUUGUUUUGUAGCCGUUCUAGAACGAGAGAAAGAUUCUUCUAAAAAAGUGCCUGCUAAAGACAUUUUGGCUUAUGCUGCAGAAAAAGGACUACUAGAUAGCAUUUCUGAAGGAAAACCAAAAGAAGAGAAAAAGCAGAAAGUAAAACGACGUAAACGUACUGACAGAAAGCCAAAGGCUGCAGAGCCCCUUCACCAUCAAACUGGAGCUCAUGUUAAGGCCGAAGUUCCUGUGUCUAAAGCAGUCAGUGACACACAACAAAAGCAUGUGUGCAGAACAAAAGCAGUCAGUAAAACACAACAAAAGCAUGUGCCCCAAACAAAAGCAGUCAGUGACAUACAAGAAAAGCAUGUGUGCAGAACAAAAGCAGUCAGUAAAGCACAACAAAAGCAUGUGCCCCGAAAAAAAACAGUCAGUGACAUACAACAGAAUGUGUUCAGAGCAAAAGCAGUCAGCAGUACAGCAUCGGUGCCUAAAGGAGUCCCUAACAUACCUGUGUCCAAAGCAGUCAGUAACACACGACAGAAGAACGUGCACCAAACAAACAGCCACGAUCAGCUGAAGAAAUCUGCCGACCCUGACUCACACACAGCUGUGCCCAAAGUGCCAAAGCGCACAUCUCAUCUGUCCCCUCCGGGCAAGGUGUCUGAGAGACAGACACCUGCUCGAAGGGCAAGACAUAAAGGGGUUGUAUUGAAGCCUGAGAAAAUCACUUCGCCUCCAGAGCGAUAACACCAUAGGGAAGUUUGUAAGGAAGCAAACUCAGGGUAUCAAAUCAACCAUCACUUUCAUAGCCAGACUGGAGCACAGGGUCGAAGUGGUUGAAUAUUUCCACCACCCCUGUCUAAAAUGGUCAAGGCAACUGUGCUUAGACAUCUUUGACCAUGGCUGUACAAACCUUCAAACUUGGCUCUUCCUUUAUACAGAAGGUAAAGAUUCCUGUAUAUUAAUCAAUACUCUUUGAUUACAGCAUAUCUUUAUGCAGGAUAAUCUUGCUGUGGAAAAGAGAGAUGUUAUGGGCUAUUAGUGUAGAAAUAUCCAGGUUAGAUAGUAAUUUUUAGUCCACUACAUUUUAAAGUGAAUGGAGCUUAGCUGCCUAAGGCUGAUCCACUGUUGUGAGGAGCGAGGUCAAAAAACUCUAAUCUCUUGCUAUAUACUUUAAAUUGACAAGUUAAAUUGUAUAUCUGAACCCGCCAUCAUGGCCUAGAUCUGUAAGAGUAAUCAAUUUCAAAUGGACAUUUUUUUAAAAAGUGAGACUGCGUUUUUUAAGUGGCUACUUUUCUUUACAAGUGCUAGAUACCAUUUUUGCAAGUUUCCACUUUGAUGCAUGGAAAAUAAGCUUUGCACAGUAAGCCUGCUACUUCACCUUUGUUUCUAAAACUAGAUGUGAACUUUUGUACAGGAAACUGGCCAAGUAUACUAAAGCCCAUGUACAGGCUUUCUAGUACUUACUCCCUUGGUUUCUACUCAGGUGUACUUCGAAAUAUUAACAAUGAAAAAUAGAUAAAAUAUUCUCAUGUUAAAAAUGCUGCAUUAUCAUCAUAAUGUCACGUCAGACUAUGUCAUGGCUCAUAAUUGCUUCUGACCAAUUUCUUAACACAAGCAGUUCUUAGUUAAAGAGAGCUGCUACUGUCAAAACAACUUAUUUUUAUAAAUGUUACUGCUAGUCAGCUGAAUAAUGACUGAACACAGAGUAGUUUGCCUGUCUUUGGAAAUAGUCACAGGCUUCUAAGCUGCUCCCUCUUCCCAGCAAAGAUAAUAACUGGAAAAUAUCUACAGUUGUUUUAUAAUCUGAGCAGAGCAUAAAGGGAGACACAAAGAUACUUUUAACAAUAAUCUGAUUUGUAUUUAGAAGUGUUCUAAGAAUUAAAUAGACAGCAUAGCAAUAUAGGAAGGCAAAGGCAGCUGUAGCCCAGGAGAGAAAUUUUCCUCUAGGCAACCACUUAAGAUACUUGGCAAGAGUGUUGCCAUGAGCAGCAACAAAAUGUAGUAUGGAAUCUUAAUUGAUUUGACAUGUGGGUCUGGAUUUAGAUGGAUCCAGAGAAAAUGUUUUAACAUCUCUAUUUUUUCUCCACCCACACCAGUCAGAGCCGCUGGAUCAGCAGUACCUUUAUAAGAAAGGAUGCAAAAGAUACUACACCAGCAGCAAAACCAACUGGCUUGUGUCCAUUGGAUAUUGUUGCUUCAUUGAAUCACUGAAAAUUUCUUGUAGCAUUUUAAUCUGAGCCAGCUUUCCUAAGCAAAGACAUCUCACACCUCCUGCGUAUCCCUGUGAGCAAUCCAUGGUCCUUACCCAUUCCAUUUACAUGGUGAAUUUUGCUCUUGUUUUUGAGAAAACCUGUAAGGAUAGAUUUAGACCUGUGCACAUGCAAUGUUGUAGAACUGGAAAAAAAGAAAUUCUUAUGUCAAAACCAUCUAGGAGGAGGAGAGAUUCUACAUGUUGGAUAGUAGGAAUGGACACUAAGAAGAUUUUUUUUUUCUUCCAGUAUGGUUGUUAAAUGCUUAAAAUAAACUUAGACAUUCUGUGGUUAGAAAUGAUUUUUUUUUUUAAAUUUUUUAUCAUUCAUUAUUAAAGUUAAAAUUACUUGUAAAAGAACAUACAUGUAUGUGUCUGAUGACAGAAUUUCUGGGCCUCUUAUGUAAUAUAUGUCAUGAUGUCCCACAAUCAGCCUCACCUUGCUUUCAGGAAUUUGCAUUUUUUAAAUGGUAUAGAAAUUAAACCAGUUAGAAUCUUGAUGUCUCAGAGAGUGAAUAUUUUGACUCUGCAGGUCAGCAGCUUUGUAAGCACUGAGUUCACUUGGUGGAAACAUCUGGGACUGGGUCCAGGUGGCUCGUAGAUGCUUGUACAUUAAGUUAGCACUCAGUGACUUUUUACAGUAAAACUGUAUCUUAUGUAACUGUU
Messenger RNA from Empidonax traillii (willow flycatcher), 7295 nucleotides. RefSeq names its product NOP2/Sun RNA methyltransferase family member 7 (gene NSUN7). Gene Ontology annotation, molecular function: methyltransferase activity. Lineage: Eukaryota; Metazoa; Chordata; Aves; Passeriformes; Tyrannidae. The record is from RefSeq and is a predicted model, not a curated record. Bases 2891 to 5125 code for a protein of 744 amino acids. The transcript has 12 exons.